Stomoxys calcitrans (stable fly) is the source of this 2249-nucleotide messenger RNA. RefSeq lists its product as uncharacterized. The transcript has 3 exons. Lineage: Eukaryota; Metazoa; Arthropoda; Insecta; Diptera; Muscidae. Gene Ontology annotation, cellular component: cytoplasm; intracellular anatomical structure; nucleus. The record is from RefSeq and is a predicted model, not a curated record. Bases 133 to 2172 code for a protein of 679 amino acids. Gene Ontology annotation, molecular function: DNA helicase activity; G-quadruplex RNA binding.
UGCUUUUCGGUUAUCCCUCAUUCACAUGUUCCGCUUAAACAAAACAUUCCUUUUCCUUUCGUACAUCCUCCUAAAUAGUUGGAGCUAAUUCCAGGGAAAUAGCUGCUAGAGAAUAAUUCUUUGCAGAAUAUAAUGGAUAUGGCCUCAUAUAAACGUCAAAAGGUACCCAAAAGGGAACAAGCAUUCGAUGAAAUACGUAGGCUGGCCUAUAAGUUCGUGGGUAAAUCUGUACCAGAUGAUUUUCAAAACAUCAAAGAAGAACAUAGCAAUAACGAUGUCGGAAAGGAAUCAUUUGAAAACUCUCGUUUAAAAAUGGAGUUACUUAAUAAAAAGGAAUCGAAUAUUUUUAAGAAAAUCUUUGAGAAACGCCUAAAAUUGGCUGCAGUGCAGAAGGGCUUUGAGUUUCUGGAAGCCUAUAAGAUACAUCAAGUACUACUGGUAGUGGGCAGUAAAAAAAGUGGAAGGAGCACCCAAAUACCGCAGAUACUUUUGGAUGAGUAUAUUUUGAAUAACAAAGCAUCGGAGUGCCGAAUUGCUUGUGUACAAAUAAUGGCACACAAGGUGGAAACCAUGGCCAAAGAAGUAGCCCAUGAGCGGGACGAAGUUGUGGGAAAAUCAGUUGGAUAUCAAUCAAAGAGGGGACAUAUACCGCCACGUGAUAACGGUUCAAUUUUGUUUUGCACCGCUGGUAUGUUAUUUCAUAGAUUCAAGGACGAUCCGUUCUUGAAGAAAUUUUCGGCCAUAAUAUUGGAUGACAUGCAAGACAGAACUUUUGAAUACACGCAAGUCAUGCGGCUGUUGUCCAUUAUGUUACCUUUUCGCCGUGAUUUUAAAGUCAUUAUGUUAGCCUCCCAUCAGUGCAAGCGAAAAUUUGCAGAGUUUUUUAAACACUACGACAUCUUCAACAUAGAUGAAGGUGAUGAGGACAAAGUCAACAACGACUCAAUAUUGGAAAACGAUUUCAAGUCUCACGAUGGCCGAGCAAAUAAUUCGCCUAAAGUGGGAUCAACACCAUCAUCGGACUAUUUGGAUAACUGGAAUUUAAAAAACCCACAGGAACAUAAGUUUUCAUCAGCAGACAUAUCUGCCACAAUAUCGGAUAUUCUGGCAAGCAGGCGUUCAAUGAUGGAUGACAACAAUGUCGAUGACGACAAUGUCCUGGAGGGAAAAUGCAAGAAAAUGGAACAUGAAUAUAGAUGUUCCAUAGAAUUUCUUUCAUUAUAUAUAGACUCUGAUCUCCAAACGAUAUCAGAUUUGGAUAGGGCUUUGAUCAAUAGUAAUCGCAAAAAUAUAAUCAAAUUCGAAAGGAGGUAUCCUCAUUUGGCGGAUAAAAAAUCCGUCUUCAUUCUUGAAAAAACAGAUCUCAACUCUGUAUUUGCCUCGGCGUUGUCUCAAAACCAAAGCGCCACUGUAAGUAAAGCCGACACGUUCAAAAGCGGCUCCAGUUCGCGAACAUCCACAACAGCAGUUCAUGAUUUGUUAGCUAAUCGUAUGCAGCAAACACGUGAUGUGAGUUCAUUAAAAAAUGUAGAAACAAACGAAACACGCCGUUUCUCCGACGGCACAGCAGUUAAAAGAACUGUACCUUCAAAUGAAACCCCACAGUGCUCGAAGAAACAUAAAUCUGCGAAUCACGCUGUUCCAGAUUCUUAUAAUCUUCAAGUAGCUAUCAUCGAUAGGGCAGAUCUUGAUGGUAAUAUCUAUCCUGCCAAUUGGCUUGUGCUGGAAGAGAAGCUGCUCCAGGAGAUGAUAUCUGACAGAUGGUGUGAUGAAAUUAUAUCUUUUGAUGGCACUGAAUGGUCAGGCGGAGUGAAAGUCAUCAAAUGUGCCAAUGAGAAGUCAUUGGAGUUUCUUAAGGCUACUGUUACCGGUAUUGGCGAGCUUUGGCCGAGAGCACAACUCGAUGUGAUACCUCAAUCACAUUUGCCCAUACGAUCAUUCAUCAGCAUGUGGAUACCGCCCCCUGUACCCGCUACCAGACAUGUUUUCGAAUUACUGGGUAGGCAAAAUAAAGAUCUUGUAACAGAUAAUUGGCAAAUACUUUCGACCAUUCCCUGUGAAAAUGGAACAACAUUUCGACUUGCCAUCGAUGUCAUAUCUUUUAGGAGAUUACAAUCUUGUCAAGGUCGUGUCAGAUUUGGUUUUGGAUUUAUUACCAUUCAGCCAGAGUAAAUUAUCGAAUAAACAAUUAAAAUGUUACAAUUAAACUAAAAAAAAAUAAAGAUCUAAUCAUUUUCUUAACUAUUUUA